AUGGAAUCUUCAGCUGCGACAACUUCACCAAUAGAACAGGUGACUGAAACUUCAUCAGAAACACAUGCAACAAUGAUAAACACAUCUGUAAACACUGAGGUGUCAUCAGAAGUGCAUCCUACCCCAACUCAAGUCUCAGCAGUAACAUUGUCUUCAUCAGAGACAUAUCCCACAGCAAUACAACCAUCACCAAGGGCAGCAUUCUCAUCAGAAACCCAUUCAGAGUCACAAGGCACAUCAGUAACUGCUUCUACUCCAGAAAUCAGUCAUUCAACAGCUAAAGUGUCACCCAUAACUGAGGCUUCUUCACAGUCUCAUCCAAAAAGGACACAAGUACCAUCAGAAACUGAGUUUUCAACAGAAACCAGGCCAGCAACAUCACAGGUGUCACCUGUGACUGAAUCUUCAUCAGAAACCAGUUCAGCAACAGCACACAUCUCAUCUAUAACUGUGAAUUCAUCAGAGCCCCAACAAAUAAUGACCCAACCUUCAGUGGUCUCCACAUCUUCAGCAAAACCACACCCACCAAGUUCUUCAGAAUCACUGGUAACUGAAACUUCAUCAAAAACCCAACCAACAAUGACACCAUUAUCAUCCACAAUGGAAUAUUCAGCAGAGACGACUUCACCAACACCAUCGGUGUCAUCUAUCACUGAGACUUUAUCAGAAACCCAUCCAACAAUGACAGACACGUCAGUAAAGACUGAGGUGUCAUCAGGACUGUAUCCUACACCAACUCAAGUCUCAGCAGUAACAUUGUCUUCAUCAGAGACGCAUCCAACAAUAAUAGAACCAUCAUCAAGGGCAGCAUCCUCAUCAGAAACCCAUUCAGAAUCACAAGGCACAUCAGUAACUGCUUCUAAACCAGAAAUCAGUCAUUCAACAGCUGAAGUGUCACCCAUAACUGAGGCGUCUGCACAGUCUCAUCCAACAAGUACACAAGUGCCAUCAGAAACUGAGUUUUCAACAGAAACCAGGCCAGCAACAUCACAAAUGUCACCUGUAACUGAAUCUUCAUUAGAAACCAGUUCAACCACAGCACACGUGUCAUCUAUAACUGAGCCUUUAUCAGAGCCACACCCAACAAUGACGCAACCUUCUGUAGUCUCCAACUCUUCAGCAGAACCGCACCCAACGAACACUUCAGUAUCACUGGUAACUGAAACUUCAUCGAAAUCGCAACCAACAACAACACCAUUAUCAUCCACAAUGGUAUCUUCAGCAGAGACGACUUCAACGACACCACAGGUGCCAACUAUGACUGGGACUUCAUCAGCAACCCAUCCAACAAUGACAUCAUUAUUAUUCACAAUGGAAUCUUCAGCUGAGACAACUUCACCAACAGCACAGGUGACUGAAACUUCAUCAGAAACCCAUGCAACAAUGAUAAACACAUCAGUAAACACUGAGGUGUCAUCAGGAGUGCAUGCUACCCCAACUCAAGUCUCAGCAGUAACAUUGUCUUCAUCAGAGACGCAUCCAAAAAUAAUAGAACCAUCAUCAAGAGCAGCAUCCUCAUCAGUACCCCAUUCAAAAUCACAAGGCACAUCGAUAACUGCUUCUACAUCAGAAAUCAGUCAUUCAACAGCGGAAGUGUCACCCAUAACUGAAGCUUCUUCACAAUCUCAUCCAACAGGGACACAAGUCUCAUCAAAAACUGAGUUUUCACCAGUAACCAGUCCGGCAACAUCACAAGUGUCGCUUGUCACUGAAUCGUCAUCAGAAACCUACCCAGCAAACAUAUCUGUGUCAUUGGUAACUGAAUCUUCAUCAGCAAUGCAUACAAAAACAAGAGAAGUAUCCUCAGUGACUGAGUCCUCAGAAGAACCCACUGCAACAACAGCAGAACUGUCGUCGAUGAAUGAGACUUCAUCAGGAUCCCAUCCACCAACAACGCACACAUCCCUGAAAACUGAACCAUCGGCAGAAACCAAUCCGACAAUGACAUACAUGUCAUCAAUAACUGAGUCUUCAUCAGAAACUAAAACACCAACACAAGCAUCAUCAACAACUCUGCCUUCAUCAGAAAUAUACACCAAACCAACACAAGUGUCAGCAGUAACAGUGUCUUCAUCAGAGACACAUCCAACAACAAUACUACAAUCAUCAAAUGCAGCAUCUUCAUCAGAAACCCAUUCAAAAUCACAAGGCGCAUCAGUAACUGCUUCUACAUCAGAAAUCAGUCAUUCAACAGCAGAAGUGUCACCCAUAACUGAGGCUUCUUCACAAUCGCAUCCAACAAGGACACAAGUACCCUCAGAAACUGAAUUUUCAACAGAAACCAGGCCAGCAACAUCACAAGUGUCACCUGUAACGGAAUCUUCAUCAGAAACCAGUUCAACAAUAGCACACAUCUCAUCUAUAACUGAGUCUUCAUCAGAGCCCCACCCAACAAUGACACAACCUUCAGUAAUCUCCAAGUCUUCAACAGAAUCGCACCCACCAAACUCUUCAGUAUCACUGGUAACUGAAACUUCAUCAAAAACCCAACCAACAAUUACACCAUUAUCUUCCACAAUGGAAUCUUCAGCAGAGAUGACUUCACCAACACCACAGGUGACUGAAACUUCAUCAGAAGCCCAUGCAACAAAGAUAAACACAUCAGUAAACACUGAGGUGUCAUCAGGAGUGCAUCCUACCCCAACAGAAAUCAGUUCAACAACAGCACACAUCUCAUCUUUAACUGAGUCUUCAUCAGAGCCUCACCCAACAAUGACACAACCUUCAGUAGUCUCCAAGUCUUCAGCAGAACCACGCCUACCAAACUCUUCAGUAUCACUGAUAACGGAAACUUCAUCAAAAACCCCACCAACAAUGACAGCAUUAUCGUCCACAAUGGUAUCUUCAGCAGAGCCGACUUCACCAACACCACCGGUGUCAUCUAUGACUGAGACUUCAUCAGAAACCCAUCCAACAAUGACAGAGACAUCAGUAAAGACUGAGGUGUCAUCAGAAGUGUAUCCUACACCAACUCAGAUCUCAGCAGUAACAUUGUCUUCAUCAGAGACAUAUCCCACAACAAUAGAAACAUCAUCAGAUGCUGCAUCCUCAUCAGAAACCCAUUCAAAAUCAAAAGGCACAUCGGUAACUGCUUCUACAUCAGAAAUCAGACAUUCAACAGCUGAAGUGUCACCCAUAACUGAGGCAUCUUCACAAUCUCAUCCAACAAUGACACAAGUACCAUCAGAAACUGAGUUUUCAACAGAAACCAGGCCAGCAACAUCACAAGUGUCACCUGUAACUGAAUCUUCAUCAGAAACCAGUUCAACCACAGCACACGUGUCAUCUAUAACUGAGCCGUUAUCAGAGCCACACCCAACAAUGACACAACCUUCCGUAGUCUCCAACUCUUCAGCAGAACCGCACCCAACGAACACUUCAGUAUCACUGAUAACUGAAACUUCAUCAAAAUCCCAACCAACAACAACACCAUUAUCAUCCACAAUGGUAUCUUCAGCAGAGACGACUUCAACAACACCACAGGUGUCACCUAUGACUGGGACUUCAUCAGUAACCCAUCCAACAAUGACACCAUUAUCAUCCACAAUGGAAUCUUCAGCUGAGACAACUUCACCAACAGCACAGGUGACUGAAACUUCAUCAGAAACCCAUGCAACAAUGAUAAACACAUCAGUAAACACUGAGAUGUCAUCAGGAGUGCAUCCUACCCCAACUCAAGUCUCAGCAGUAACAUUGUCUUCAUCAGAGACGCAUCCAACAAUAAUACAACCAUCAUCAAGGGCAGCAUCCUCAUCAGAAACCCAUUCAAAAUCACAAGGCACAUCAGUAACUGCUUCUACACCAGAAAUCAGUCAUUCAACAGCUGAAGUGUCACCCAUAACUGAGGCUUCUUCACAGUCUCAUCCAACAAGGACACAAGUACCAUCAGAAACUGAGUUUUCAACAGAAACCAGGCCAGCAACAUCACAGGUGUCACCUGUGACUGAAUCUUCUUCAGAAACCAGUUCAACAACAGCACACAUCUCAUCUUUAACUGAGUCUUCAUCGGAGACCCACCCAACAAUGACACAUCCUUCAGUAGUCUCCAAGUCCCCAGCAGAACCGCACCCACCAAACUCUUCAGUAUCACUGGUAACUGAAGUUUCAUCAAAAACCCUACCAACAAUGACACCAUUAUUGUCCACAAUGGAAUCUUCAGCAGAGACGACUUCACCAACACCAUCGGUGUCAUCUAUGACUGAGACUUCAUCAGAAACCCAUCCAACAAUGACAGACACGUCAGUAAAGACUGAGGUGUCAUCAGGAGUGCAUUCUACACAAACCCAAGUCUCAGCAGUAACAGUGUCUUCAUCAGAGACACAUCCAACAACAAUACUACCAUCAUCAACUGCAGCAUCCUCAUCAGAACCCCAUUCAAAAUCACAAGGCACAUCGAUAACUGCUUCUACAUCAGAAAUCAGUCAUUCAACAGCGGAAGUGUCACCCAUAACUGAAGCUUCUUCACAAUCUCAUCCAACAGGGACACAAGUCUCAUCAAAAACUGAGUUUUCACCAGUAACCAGUCUGGCAACAUCACAAGUGUCGCUUGUCACUGAAUCGUCAUCAGAAACCUACCCAGCAAACAUAUCUGUGUCAUUGGUAACUGAAUCUUCAUCAGCAAUGCAUACAAAAACAAGAGAAGUAUCCUCAGUGACUGAGUCCUCAGAAGAACCCACUGCAACAACAGCAGAACUGUCGUCGAUGAAUGAGACUUCAUCAGGAUCCCAUCCACCAACAACGCACACAUCCCUGAAAACUGAACCAUCGGCAGAAACCAACCCGACAAUGACAUACAUGUCAUCAAUAACUGAGUCUUCAUCAGAAACUAAAACACCAACACAAGCAUCAUCAACAACUCUGCCUUCAUCAGAAAUAUACACCAAACCAACACAAGUGUCAGCAGUAACAGUGUCUUCAUCAGAGACACAUCCAACAACAAUACUACAAUCAUCAAAUGCAGCAUCUUCAUCAGAAACCCAUUCAAAAUCACAAGGCGCAUCAGUAACUGCUUCUACAUCAGAAAUCAGUCAUUCAACAGCAGAAGUGUCACCCAUAACUGAGGCUUCUUCACAAUCGCAUCCAACAAGGACACAAGUACCCUCAGAAACUGAAUUUUCAACAGAAACCAGGCCAGCAACAUCACAAGUGUCACCUGUAACGGAAUCUUCAUCAGAAACCAGUUCAACAAUAGCACACAUCUCAUCUAUAACUGAGUCUUCAUCAGAGCCCCACCCAACAAUGACACAACCUUCAGUAAUCUCCAAGUCUUCAACAGAAUCGCACCCACCAAACUCUUCAGUAUCACUGGUAACUGAAACUUCAUCAAAAACCCAACCAACAAUUACACCAUUAUCUUCCACAAUGGAAUCUUCAGCAGAGAUGACUUCACCAACACCACAGGUGACUGAAACUUCAUCAGAAGCCCAUGCAACAAAGAUAAGCACAUCAGUAAACACUGAGGUGUCAUCAGGAGUGCAUCCUACCCCAACAGAAACCAGUUCAACAACAGCACACAUCUCAUCUUUAACUGAGUCUUCAUCAGAGCCUCACCCAACAAUGACACAACCUUCAGUAGUCUCCAAGUCUUCAGCAGAACCACGCCUACCAAACUCUUCAGUAUCACUGGUAACGGAAACUUCAUCAAAAACCCCACCAACAAUGACAGCAUUAUCGUCCACAAUGGUAUCUUCAGCAGAGCCGACUUCACCAACACCACCGGUGUCAUCUAUGACUGAGACUUCAUCAGAAACCCAUCCAACAAUGACAGAGACAUCAGUAAAGACUGAGGUGUCAUCAGAAGUGUAUCCUACACCAACUCAGAUCUCAGCAGUAACAUUGUCUUCAUCAGAGACAUAUCCCACAACAAUAGAAACAUCAUCAAAUGCUGCAUCCUCAUCAGAAACCCAUUCAAAAUCAAAAGGCACAUCAGUAACUGCUUCUACAUCAGAAAUCAGACAUUCAACAGCUGAAGUGUCACCCAUAACUGAGGCAUCUUCACAAUCUCAUCCAACAAUGACACAAGUACCAUCAGAAACUGAGUUUUCAACAGAAACCAGGCCAGCAACAUCACAAGUGUCACCUGUAACUGAAUCUUCAUCAGAAACCAGUUCAACCACAGCACACGUGUCAUCUAUAACUGAGCCGUUAUCAGAGCCACACCCAACAUUGACACAACCUUCCGUAGUCUCCAACUCUUCAGCAGAACCGCACCCAACGAACACUUCAGUAUCACUGAUAACUGAAACUUCAUCAAAAUCCCAACCAACAACACCAUUAUCAUCCACAAUGGUAUCUUCAGCAGAGACGACUUCAACAACACCACAGGUGUCACCUAUGACUGGGACUUCAUCAGCAACCCAUCCAACAAUGACACCAUUAUCAUCCACAAUGGAAUCUUCAGCUGAGACAACUUCACCAACAGCACAGGUGACUGAAACUUCAUCAGAAACCCAUGCAACAAUGAUAAACACAUCAGUAAACACUGAGAUGUCAUCAGGAGUGCAUCCUACCCCAACUCAAGUCUCAGCAGUAACAUUGUCUUCAUCAGAGAUGCAUCCAACAAUAAUAGAACCAUCAUCAAGGGCAGCAUCCUCAUCAGAAACCCAUUCAAAAUCACAAGGCACAUCAGUAACUGCUUCUACACCAGAAAUCAGUCAUUCAACAGCUGAAGUGUCACCCAUAACUGAGGCUUCUUCACAGUCUCAUCCAACAAGGACACAAGUACCAUCAGAAACUGAGUUUUCAACAGAAACCAGGCCAGCAACAUCACAGGUGUCACCUGUGACUGAAUCUUCUUCAGAAACCAGUUCAACAACAGCACACAUCUCAUCUUUAACUGAGUCUUCAUCGGAGACCCACCCAACAAUGACACAUCCUUCAGUAGUCUCCAAGUCCCCAGCAGAACCGCACCCACCAAACUCUUCAGUAUCACUGGUAACUGAAGUUUCAUCAAAAACCCUACCAACAAUGACACCAUUAUUGUCCACAAUGGAAUCUUCAGCAGAGACGACUUCACCAACACCAUCGGUGUCAUCUAUGACUGAGACUUCAUCAGAAACCCAUCCAACAAUGACAGACAUGUCAGUAAAGACUGAGGUGUCAUCAGGAGUGCAUUCUACACCAACUCAAGUCUCAGCAGUAACAGUGUCUUCAUCAGAGACACAUCCAACAACAAUACUACCAUCAUCAACUGCAGCAUCCUCAUCAGAACCCCAUUCAAAAUCACAAGGCACAUCGAUAACUGCUUCUACAUCAGAAAUCAGUCAUUCAACAGCGGAAGUGUCACCCAUAACUGAAGCUUCUUCACAAUCUCAUCCAACAGGGACACAAGUCUCAUCAAAAACUGAGUUUUCACCAGUAACCAGUCCGGCAACAUCACAAGUGUCGCUUGUCACUGAAUCGUCAUCAGAAACCUACCCAGCAAACAUAUCUGUGUCAUUGGUAACUGAAUCUUCAUCAGCAAUGCAUACAAAAACAAGAGAAGUAUCCUCAGUGACUGAGUCCUCAGAAGAACCCACUGCAAUAACAGCAGAACUGUCGUCGAUGACUGAGACUUCAUCAGGAUCCCAUCCAUCAACAACACACACAUCCCUGAAAACUGAACCAUUGGCAGAAACCAAUCCUACAAUGACAUACAUGUCAUCAAUAACUGAGUCUUCAUCAGAAACUAAAACACCAACACAAGCAUCAUCAACAACUCUGCCUUCAUCAGAAAUAUACACCAAACCAACACAAGUGUCAGCAGUAACAGUGUCUUCAUCAGAGACACAUCCAACAACAAUACUACAAUCAACAAAUGCAGCAUCCUCAUCGGAAACCCAUUCAAAAUCACAAGGCACAUCGGUUACUGCUUCUACAUCAGAAAUCAGUCAUUCAACAGCAGAAGUGUCACCCAUAACUGAGGCUUCUUCACAAUCGCAUCCAACAAGGACACAAGUACCCUCAGAAACUGAAUUUUCAACAGAAACCAGGCCAGCAGCAUCACAAAUGUCACCUGUAACGGAAUCUUCAUUAGAAACCAGUUCAACAAUAGCACACAUCUCAUCUAUAACUGAGUCUUCAUCAGAGCCCCACCCAACAAUGACACAACCUUCAGUAAUCUCCAAGUCUUCAACAGAAUCGCACCCACCAAACUCUUCAGUAUCACUGGUAACUGAAACUUCAUCAAAAACCAAACCAACAAUUACACCAUUAUCUUCCACAAUGGAAUCUUCAGCAGAGAUGACUUCACCAACACCACAGGUGACUGAAACUUCAUCAGAAGCCCAAGCAACCAUGAUAAACACAUCAGUAAACACUGAGGUGUCAUCAGGAGUGCAUCCUACCCCAACAGAAACCAGUUCAACAACAGCACACAUCUCAUCUUUAACUGAGUCUUCAUCAGAGCCUCCCCCAACAAUGACACAACCUUCAGUAGUCUCCAAGUCUUCAGCAGAACCACACCUACCAAACUCUUCAGUAUCACUGAUAACGGAAACUUCAUCAAAAACCCCACCAACAAUGACAGCAUUAUCGUCCACAAUGGUAUCUUCAGCAGAGCCGACUUCACCAACACCACCGGUGUCAUCUAUGACUGAGACUUCAUCAGAAACCCAUCCAACAAUGACAGAGAAAUCAGUAAAGACUGAGGUGUCAUCAGAAGUAUAUCCUACACCAACUCAGAUCUCAGCAGUAACAUUGUCUUCAUCAGAGAAAUAUCCCACAACAAUACAACCAUCAUCAAAUGCUGCAUCCUCAUCAGAAACCCAUUCAAAAUCAAAAGGCACAUCAGUAACUGCUUCUACAUCAAAAAUCAGUCAUUCAACAGCUGGAUUGUCACCCAUAACUGAGGCAUCUUCACAAUCUCAUCCAACAAUGACACAAGUACCAUCAGAAACUGAGUUUUCAACAGAAACCAGGCCAGCAACAUCACAAGUGUCACCUGUAACUGAAUCUUCAUCAGAAACCAGUUCAGCCACAGCACACAUGACAUCUAUAACUGAGCCUUUAUCAGAGCCACACCCAACAAUGACACAACCUUCCGUAGUCUCCAACUCUUCAGCAGAACCGCACCCAACGAACACUUCAGUAUCACUGGUAACUGAAACUUCAUCGAAAUCCCAACCAACAACACCAUUAUCAUCCACAAUGGUAUCUUCAGCAGAGACGACUUCAACAACACCACAGGUGUCACCUAUGACUGGGACUUCAUCAGCAACCCAUCCAACAAUGACACUAUUAUCAUCCACAAUGGAAUCUUCAGCUGAGACAACUUCACCAACAGCACAGGUGACUGAAACUUCAUCAGAAACCCAUGCAACAAUGAUACACACAUCAGUAAACACUGAGGUGUCAUCAGGAGUGCAUCCUACCCCAACUCAAUUCUCAGCAGUAACAUUGUCUUCAUCAGAGACACAUCCAACAACAAUACUACAAUCAUCAAAUGCAGCAUCCUCAUCGGAAACCCAUUCAAAAUCACAAGGCACAUCGGUUACUGCUUCUACAUCAGAAAUCAGUCAUUCAACAGCAGAGGUGUCACCCAUAACUGAGGCUUCUUCACAAUCGCAUCCAACAAGGACACAAGUACCCUCAGAAACUGAAUUUCUAACAGAAACCAGGCCAGCAACAUCACAAGUGUCACCUGUAACGGAAUCUUCAUUAGAAACCAGUUCAACAAUAGCACACAUCUCAUCUAUAACUGAGUCUUCAUCAGAGCCCCACCCAACAAUGACACAACGUUCAGUAAUCUCCAAGUCUUCAACAGAAUCGCACCCACCAAACUCUUCAGUAUCACUGGUAACUGAAACUUCAUCAAAAACCAAACCAACAAUUACACCAUUAUCUUCCACAAUGGAAUCUUCAGCAGAGAUGACUUCACCAACACCACAGGUGACUGAAACUUCAUCAGAAGCCCAUGCAACCAUGAUAAACACAUCAGUAAACACUGAGGUGUCAUCAGGAGUGCAUCCUACCCCAACAGAAACCAGUUCAACAACAGCACACAUCUCAUCUUUAACUGAUACCACUGAUAAUGGAAACUUCAUCAAAAAACCCACCAACAAUGACAGCAUUAUCGUCCACAAUGGUAUCUUCAGCAGAGCCGACUUCACCAACACCACCGGUGUCAUCUAUGACUGA
This is a messenger RNA of Carcharodon carcharias (great white shark), 10116 nucleotides long. RefSeq names its product mucin-2-like. The record is from RefSeq and is a predicted model, not a curated record. Bases 1 to 10116 code for a protein of 3371 amino acids. The transcript is spliced from 2 exons. NCBI's taxonomy places the organism in Eukaryota, Metazoa, Chordata, Chondrichthyes, Lamniformes, Lamnidae.